Sporothrix brasiliensis 5110 is the source of this 213-nucleotide messenger RNA. RefSeq lists its product as uncharacterized. The transcript is spliced from 2 exons. The record is from RefSeq and is a predicted model, not a curated record. NCBI's taxonomy places the organism in Eukaryota, Fungi, Ascomycota, Sordariomycetes, Ophiostomatales, Ophiostomataceae. Bases 1 to 213 code for a protein of 70 amino acids. Gene Ontology annotation, biological process: protein N-linked glycosylation.
AUGGAUUCUUCGCUUCAUGAGCUCUGGCAAACUGCGUCAGGCAGUCCCUUCAAUCCUACUAUCGGCAAGGGAAGCCAGUUCCUCGUGGGGUUCUCACUGCUGGUCCUUGGUCUUGGCCUGACGGGCAGCUUUCUGCUCAACCGGACACUCGCCAGCAUCAGCUAUCUCGGCCUCCCUGCGUCGUUGGCGGUUGCGUACGUUUCGAGCACAUGA